This is a messenger RNA of Giardia duodenalis, 552 nucleotides long. RefSeq lists its product as uncharacterized. NCBI's taxonomy places the organism in Eukaryota, Fornicata, Diplomonadida, Hexamitidae. The record is from RefSeq and is a predicted model, not a curated record. Bases 1 to 552 code for a protein of 183 amino acids. The transcript has a single exon.
AUGAAACUGGUAGUCGAUGUCUUGGGAAUCUUUCGUUUUGUAUCUAUUGUUACGGACCCACAGGUAACCAUCAAGAACUACAUUUGUCAAAUUGAGCGGGAGUUUCAGCAGAUGUACACGCUAGCUAUCUCCCCCCAGUUUAGCAUGUUGAGCAGGUUCUCAUCAGCUAAGGAUCUCCUAUUGCCUUCAGACGUUGUGGGCGUCGUCUUGACAGAGGGCGAAAAGCUGCUGGCAACGCCUGACGAGAAGUGGGCAGAAACGCUCAGGCAGUCACCCUGGGCUGUCUUGGGAAUCGACGAGACAGAGUUUGAAGUCAGAAUAGAGCUUCUUCGGAAGAUAUAUGGCGAGCAGUGUAAUUUUGCCGUUCUAGGAUCGUGUCUCCUCCGAGCAUCUGGUAACCUCUCUAAGGCGACGGCUAUUUGCUCAUUUAUCCGCCCAGAUAUACUAAACAGCACAAGACGUAUCAUCUUUGUCAGACCGCGAGAAAGUACUGUCCGGAGAGUUGACUUGGGAAUAGGGUCUGAGGGCGAAACUCGAAAGGUGAAGUUAUGA